AUGGCUUCGGCCAACCUCAAGAAGCUCCGAAUCAACCUAGACGCCAAGCCUCAGGCCUCGUUCAAGCCCACGUUCGCUCUCAAGGUUCCCCGUGCUGCACUUGAUCUCAGCGGGGAUGCUGGUGAUGGCGGGAGAAGUACAGGGCGGCAUGAGAGCGCGGGAGAUGUUGUGAUUGAGUGGGUUGACUAUGACCGCGAUGAUGUAGAUGAACGUGUAGCUCAUGUGCGUCGUCUCGACGAUCUUGCUCGCAUGAUGCACUCCGCUUCCGAUUGCCAUCCUGACCUUCAUAGCAUCAACUGCGUAGGCUACGUUGACGAUACUUCACGGUGCAGAUACGGGCUCGUAUGCAACGCGCCCUCGCCCUCUUUCUCAACGCUCCACGAACUCAUCGCCAGCUCGGACCUCAAGACUCCCAACCUCGAUGAUCGAGUCCGUUUGGCACAUACGCUCGCCGUCGCCUUAUGGACCCUGCACUCACUUGACUGGCUUCACAAAAGCCUUUGCAGCUCAAACAUUCUCCUCUUUCCAUCAGCCUUUUCAGCAUCGGCUCACUCGUCAACUGCUGCUGGGGCACUUGUACCAGAUAUACAGUACCCUUAUCUGACGGGGUUCGAUGCUUCAAGACCAGACCUUGAUACUGCGCUCUCUGUCGCGCCCCGUAAUCCUUCGAUCCUUACGCUACACCGACACCCAGCUUCCUUGCGAGGCUUUCCUCACUGCAAGCCCAUGGAUAUCUAUAGUCUGGGUUUGGUGCUCCUCGAAAUAGGUCUCUGGAAGGUUCUUCAAACAUACCAUAAACCACACUACUCCACAAGUCGAUGGCGCGACAAGGUCCUGCGUGCAGUUCUCGUUCCCGGUCUGGGUAGCAAGGUCGGUAGUCGAUAUCGUGAUGUCGUGGACAAGUGUUUGGCCGUGAGUGAAGAGAUGACGAGUGCUGAGGCCGGCAAGGUGGUAGAAGAUGUUGUCACAGCUCUCGAAGCCAUCCGGACCUGA
This is a messenger RNA of Fusarium musae, 993 nucleotides long. RefSeq lists its product as uncharacterized. Gene Ontology annotation, biological process: protein phosphorylation. Bases 1 to 993 code for a protein of 330 amino acids. The record is from RefSeq and is a predicted model, not a curated record. The transcript has a single exon. Lineage: Eukaryota; Fungi; Ascomycota; Sordariomycetes; Hypocreales; Nectriaceae. Gene Ontology annotation, molecular function: protein kinase activity; ATP binding.